Molecule: messenger RNA, 906 nt
Organism: Miscanthus lutarioriparius
Lineage: Eukaryota; Viridiplantae; Streptophyta; Magnoliopsida; Poales; Poaceae
Source: the annotation of a GenBank genome assembly
AUGGCCUCCUCCGUCGCGGUGUCCCUCCGCGCCCUCGCUGCCGCCUCCCUCCCCAAACCCAGCCCCGCCCCUUCCUCUCCCUUCCUCGUCCUCCUCGCGCCGGCGCUGCCCCGACGCCUGCUCCGCCUCCGCUCCGCACGCCGCCUGCUGCUCGCCCCGCUCGCCGCCUCCGCCUCCGACUCCGUCGGGGUUGACUACGCGGAGCCGGCCGAGUCGGAGCAGGAGGAGGAGGAGGAGGCGUUCGCGCCGGAGGAAGAGGAGGGGCCGGAUGAGCUGGUGGAGGACGAUGCCGUAGAGGCCUCAGCCGCCGUCGAGGAGGAGGAGGUCGGGGAGUAUGUCGAGCCGCCCGAGGAGGCCAAGGUCUACGUCGGCAACCUGCCCUAUGACGUCGACAGCGAGCGCCUCGCGCAGCUCUUCGAGCAGGCCGGCGUCGUCGAGGUCGCAGAGGUCAUUUACAACAGAGAAACAGACCGAAGUCGUGGAUUUGGGUUUGUCACUAUGAGCACUGUCGAGGAGGCUGAGAAGGCUGUGGAGAUGCUCCAUCGCUAUGAUGUCAAUGGAAGGUUUCUGACUGUAAAUAAAGCAGCUCCUAGAGGCUCUCGUGUGGAGAGACCACCCAGACAAUCUGGGCCUUCUCUCAGGAUUUAUGUUGGCAACCUGCCUUGGCAAGUGGAUGAUUCUAGAUUGGUGCAGUUGUUCAGCGAGCAUGGUAAAGUAGUUGAAGCCAGAGUUGUCUAUGACCGAGAAUCUGGGCGUUCGCGGGGAUUUGGUUUUGUGACUAUGGCAACACAGGACGAAUUGGAUGAUGCUAUUGCUGCCCUUGAUGGACAGAGGAGCGACCGCGGCGAAGUUUCUAAGGAGGCUGUAUGGGGUGGACUGCAGGCUUGUUCCAUAGGAGCAUCAUAG